GUCUGCUGCGUCAGUGUGAGCCAGUCUUUUACAGAGAGAGGUCGUGUCCAAUGUCGCUCUGAAACUCCAUUCGAAAACGAGGCACACCAUUGCAACAACACACAUCAUUUUUUCACCCAUCCAAAACUGUUUGACAUUCGUCGAUAGGAUUUUUUUGAAAUUGACAAAAAUCCUGAUCGAAACUGAACUGACGCCAUUUUGGCACCUCACGUGGAUUUCUCUCGAUUGCACCUGUGCAUCAUUUAUUUUACUGCACCACCAAAGUGAUUUUGUGUGUCUUGUGAGUGAGUGUAAUAGUAGAGAGAGUUUGGUGUGUGUGUGUGUGUCUGUGUUGCUGGGUCAGCCCAGGGCCUGCGUCGAUCAUCCGCCGCAGCCAAAACAGAAUAAAACAUAGACACACUCCUGAUUAGCAUAUGAUUUGACGGUGAAAAGCAGGACCUCCCAGGAGAGAGAAAUAACAUUGAUAAAAAAGAGACAAAACAACACACACGGAUUGGAUGUUUGUUUCUCUCCAUUUUGAAAAAAAAAAAGACUUGUGUGUUUCGCGUGCAGCAGUGUGUUUCCAUCUGACCAAUGUGUUUGUGAUUAGCCAACGACCAUCUCAAUCGUGAAACUGGAUUAAAACUGUGAGCCGGAUUAUCCUUUUUCUAUCAACAUCUUUCUUUGCACACACCACGUGUCUGUGUGUGGUUGGCGAGAAAUACUUUUUUUUCCACCCCCCGGAAUCGUGAAUUCAAAUUCACGAAAUUCAACUUGAAAUCAUGGAUUGGGAGUCGCCGAGGAUCGGAAGACUCCACCUGUCCUCCUACCUGCUGUUGGCCCUUGUUUUCUUUAUUCUACCGACAUGCGACGGACAACAACAGCAGCAAUACUUUACCGAACGGCCGCAGAACACCAGCGUCCGCGAGGGCCAGAUGGCCGUUCUCCGCUGCCGAGUUGGUAACCAGCAAGGGCGCGCUCAGUGGACCAAAGAUGGAUUCGCUCUCGGAUUUGAACGGACAAUCCCGUCCUUUCCUCGCUACACGAUCAUGGGCAGCGAGGAACAGGGCGAACACAACAUUCGCAUCGAGAACGCGACGCUGGACGACGACGCUGAGUAUCAGUGCCAGGUGGGACCGAGGGGACUGUCUAAACCCAUCCGGGCCGACGCUCAGCUCACCGUACUCAUUCCCCCGACAAGCGUGGAAAUUGUCGACCAUACGACUGGAUCACCGAUCAUGUCUCGCGAGGGAGAGGAAUUGUUGCUCCAGUGUUUGGUACGCAACGCCAAACCGGCCGCCGAGAUCGUUUGGUUCAAGCGUAACGUUGAAAUUAAAUCCGAUCGGAUAGAGAACAUUACCACCGAUGCUGAAAUGCCUCGUCGCUUCGACACCCGAUCCAAGUUGACAAUUCGAGCACAGCCAAAUGAUAAUGACGCCGACUACACUUGUGAAGCCCGUCAUCCGGCCCUGAUUGCACCUAAACGUGCCAGUGUAGCCCUCAACAUUCAAUAUCCACCCGGUCCGCCUGAGAUUAUCGGAUACACGGAAGGUGAAACUGUUCGUAUGGGCCAGGAAGUGAAACUGGAGUGCAUCUCACGCGGAGGCAAUCCUCUGGCGGAAAUCGUCUGGUACAAGAACGAAAAGAAGAUCGAUCACAAUUACGAAACGAAUGCUCGUGAAUCUCGAAACGUCUACGUUUUUCGGGCCGAUGCCAGCGACAAUAACGCUCGAUUCCGCUGCGAGGCUAAAAAUCUGCUUAGCCCAACCCCAAUGAAAGCCGAGAUCACGCUCACCGUACACUUCGGGCCGAAAACUGUGACGGUAACGGGUCCGAGUGAGGCCAAAGUGAACGACACUGUGUCGUUGGAAUGCUCGACGACCAACAGCAAUCCGGUGGCUCGAAUUACGUGGGUGUUGGACGGACGGGAAGUGCGCGAAAAUGGGUCGCGCAUUGCCACUUCGCCCGACGGUGGAUGGGUCUCGUCAUCCAAUUUGACGUACACCAUCCGGGCGACGGGACGAAACGUGACCGUCUCUUGCCACGCCAUCGUCGCCGAUUUGGCUCAGCGUGUCGCCGAGACGAAAAUCAUCAGCGUCGUCUAUCCGCCUGAAGCGCCCAGCAUCACUGGUAUGCGAGACCGGACCAUUCGAGACAACACUUUCUACCAACUCAAUUGUAUGUCGAUGGGUGGCAAUCCUCCUGCCACGCUCAAGUGGUUUCUAUCGGGUAGCCGAAAAGAGAUCAAAGCCAACUACACGAGUCACGGCAGUGUUGCACAGUCACUGCUGGAAAUGCAGGCCAAACGGGAGGACAACGGCAAGGAACUGCGUUGCGAGGCCACCAAUCCGGCUCUCGAGGGAAAUUUGGUUGAUUCUACCACUAUCAGAAUUGAGUUUGCCCCGAAACAUCUGACGGUAAAAGUCCGACCGGAGAAACUCCGUCCCGGUCAAACGGUCACAAUCACUUGCGAAUCGGACAGCAGCAAUCCUGUUUCGCGUUUGGCUUGGCUUCGUGGAAACGGCCAAGUUAUCCAACCAGCUGGAAAUAGUACCGUACCCGGCGCCUAUUCCGGCAUUGUUAGCAAAUCGACACUCCUCAUGGAAGUGACACCUGAACUGCACGGCGUGGUCAUCACCUGUCAGGCCACCAACGGUAUAGGCCCUCAAAUCCACGACGCAAUCACAUUGGAAGUCUUAUACAAGCCGCAGUUCUUGCACCCAACCGACUAUAGCGUGGACGUAAUCGAAGGCGAGCCGGCCAUCGUUAACGUGACGGCGCGAGCCAAUCCUUCUGAAGUGUCUUACAAAUGGUUCCGUGACGGCACCGCCAUCAAACAGCUGAAGGAAGCCAAUGCCUACGAUCGUGUAACAUUUGACGGGUCCCUACUCAACCUGACGACAGUGCGCAGGGACGACAAGGGCGAAUAUAAAUGCGAAGCCACUAACUCCGAAGGUGCCCGAAGCCACAUCGUCCGGCUUAACGUCCAAUAUCCCGCUUCAAUCGUUCAAACCAGAUCUACUGUGAUGGUCAACGAAGGCAGUGACGCUGAACUUGAGUGCCGUGCAGCUGGCAAUCCGCUGACGAUGGCGACAGUUUCUUGGCGUCGGGCUGGAUUCGAUAUGGAGGGACGAACAACCCAGACGCUGGGAGUCGGCGUCGCCUACCUGACCGUCAAGGAGAUAACUCGCAACGACACUGGAGCGUUCGAGUGCGUUGCCAAUAACGGCAUUGGCGAGGAAUCGAUCGAAAAGACCUGGCUCAUAGUCAAAUAUAAGCCGGUGAUGGACGACUCUCCACAGUUGAUGAAAGCAGCCGGAGACGAAGGACAGCUGGCCAAGUUGGUAUGCCGGGCUCAAGGAGCGCCCAACAUCAGUUUCGGGUGGUCACGAGAGGGAACGCCUUUGACUCCUAGCGACAAGUACUCGUUCAGCACUCGCCAAAUCGACAUCGUGACUUGGGAAUCGACCCUAGAAGUCGGCAAUGUCCGCUCACGUGAUUACGGCCUUUAUGAUUGCGUUGCCCGCAACGAAAUGGGAACCAACACGGCCAAGGUGAUUUUAUCGGGCACCAGCCGCCCUGAUCCACCAUUGGCCCUGCACGUUGUCAACGUCACUCACGACUCCGCUCACUUGAUUUGGCGUUCCGGCUUCGACGGAGGACUCUUUCAAUCCUACCGCUUACGAUACCGUCAGAUCGGCAACGAGUUUUAUAAAUACGCCGAUGUCUACCCGACCAACACGACCGCUUUCACGCUGGGCGGACUGGCGCUGGGCACUGAAUAUCUCUUCGGGAUAAUGGCAUUCAACAACCUAGGCGAGAGCAACUAUACGCAGGAUAUCGUCAAGGCCAGGACUUCAAGCGAAACUCCGCCUACGGGUCAGAAACCGCGCGACCUGGAGGUCCGUCCGGGCGACAUGCCCAAAGUUUUGAUUAUUGUCAUCACCAUUGUCGGAACGGCACUGCUAGUCCUCAACGUGGCUCUCAUCGCUUGUUUUGUCCGGCGAAGGCAUCGUAAACGCCUAGCUAAAGCCAUGUCUAGCGAAGGCGGUAGCAGCAAAUCGGCCACUAUUGAAAUGUACGCCCCGAGCAGCUACAACGAAACGGUCAACGGAGAAACCCUCAGCUCCAUCUCGGAGAAGAGCGAAUCGUACAGCCAGAACGGAAGCCACAGCGAUUAUGCCCCGGAAGACGCGUCGAAAGUAGCUGUGAGUACUUAUCUGAUUGACCAAGCCGACGGUCAAGUGGCUUACGGAUCCUACCGAGUGGCAGCCAGUAAUUCUACUCAGACCGGCACUGGACACGGAACACUGUCACGUCCUCCCAAGUCUGUCAAUUUCGACAUGGGCGAGGACAACUACAUUGACACUCUUCGUCGCAACGCCUACAGUCAAGGCAACGAAGCUAUGUAUGGUAAAUCUCGGAUGGUGACGCCCAUUUCGCCUCAUUCGGAUGCGUACUACGGUGUCAAUGCCAAUUCACCAGUCAACUACCCACCGGCACCGCAUCCAUCUUUCCACACCACAGGCACGAAUCAUCGCUACAACCCACUGAGUGAUUCAACUGGGAAUCACGCCGCACACAGUCCCUACACGCCCAUGGGCACGCUGAAUAUUCCGGCGGCCAACGGUGUCUACGGUCCGUCUCCGUCGUCUUCGGGACGGGCAUCCGCCCUACCAGUUAACCUACCCCUACCGCUUCCCAUGUCGAUGCAAGGUCAUGGACAAUUUUCAUCCUUUAAUCCAUCGGAAGGUCCGUCUCCAAUAAUGGAAGCUACGGCUCAAUUCUCCGGCCCAUCUCUCGCCACGGUGCGGUCUCUCGAAACCGAGGGCCAUCUUGUUUAAAUGACUUUUCUUCUUUUCUGAAGACGCGUAACGAUCCAUCUGCCCCACCCACCUACCAUUACCGAAACAACCAACUUGUUCCCGAAGUCGAUUGGCCUCAUCUUUUGCUUCCUUUGAAGCAAGAACUAAAACAAAACAAAAACGCAACGAAAUCUAUUUUUCGUUUUUGAUUCGAUUCUCCCCCUCUCUCUCUUCAGUUUGACGAAAUUCAAACGGACCACUUUUUUUAAAUGAUGACAUUUGUCAUACCUACCCCAGAAAAAAAGAAACCUAGACAUUUGUAAAUUGUAGGUGACGUCUUAUUUGGCUUGUUGUUCAACGAUCUCAAAAGUUGUUGGCACCAUUGUGCGGCAAAAAAAAAAAAAUCCAUCGUUAUUGAAGAUUUCAGUUGGGGCUGUAUGCGCGCAAGUCCGGCUCAUUUCCGGAAAAGCAAGUUGUAGCGAGUAUAUAUAAUAUACAUACAUAUAUAUGAAUAUAGAAAGAAUGGGAGAACAAAAAAAAAAGGAGUUUUGUAAUUGUGCCUUACAUCGGCAGCGAGGGUCACCCAGUACGCGUUGGACACCUUCAUCCCACCCCACCUCUUAUUCCGCGUACCCUCGUAUUUGAUGAUGUGUGUACAUUUUGAAUUGUUUAUGGUGCGUAUACAAUUGUAGUACUUCUAGACAGGCGCCGAAAAAAAAAAUGUUUGAUGUCCUCACGGACACAACUGCAAAUUCGUCGGUUGUCUGUUCCGCUCCCCUCCCCUCGGACGCAGUUUUCCAAUAAUGUCGUUCACCCUGCGAUUCUUCUUUUAACCAAGAAAACAAGAAACAAUUUUCCGUAUACCUUUUGAAGAUUGUUCUCGUUUUUCUUUCUCUCUUUGAGUUGGAAUUAUCAGUUUUAUUUUGUCCUUUCUUGCUACACUAUUAGGUUGAAGCAAAUCGAAUAAUAUCAGAGGGGGGAUACGGGAGGGUCUAGUCAGGUGGCGGUUAUCAUCGUACGUUUAACCAAAGAGGAAACAGUUACAUGACUCAUUGUGUAGACAUUUUUUUUUUCAUUUUUUUUUUCUCAUUCCAAACAUUUUUGUAGCCAUCCACUCUUUAGUUUCAGCCCCAUUUAAAAAAAAGGAGUGUCUUUAAUACUCUUAUCUAUCAUUUCUUUAUUUUCUUGCUUUCCGAAAUUCAUUUUUGAUACGCGAAGGGAAAUCCAGACAUGAUAACUAUACCGCCAUCUGCGCCGCUGAUUUGCAUUGAUACAAUCAUCCUCAUAUGUUGGUGUUGUAAAUAACGUUCAUAACCUGAUUCUGCGCUUAAUGAUAAGCGCAAUAUCUUGUUCCCUUAAGAGAAAUACUGUCUAUGUUUCCUUGCCCCCCACCCCCCAUUAAAUAUCAUCCAAGUAAAAGUGUCAUCGCCCUUUUUACGAUAAAACCAUGUCCACGUGUGUGUAUGUAUGUGUGUGUAAUUUGUGGAUGUUUGUUAAAACAACAACAAAAAAGAAACCUUCGAUUCGAUUGUUCAUCGUUCACUAUUCUCUGUGCCUUUUUUUUAGUUUUUGUUUUUGUUUUCCUGCUAUUACGAGCAUCUUGUCGGGCUUGCAGUGGUCAAUCAAUAAACUGCAUAUUACCUAAA
Daphnia pulex (common water flea) is the source of this 6430-nucleotide messenger RNA. RefSeq names its product nephrin-like. Gene Ontology annotation, molecular function: cell adhesion molecule binding. The transcript has 18 exons. Gene Ontology annotation, cellular component: cell-cell junction. Bases 762 to 4823 code for a protein of 1353 amino acids. NCBI's taxonomy places the organism in Eukaryota, Metazoa, Arthropoda, Branchiopoda, Diplostraca, Daphniidae. Gene Ontology annotation, biological process: cell-cell adhesion. The record is from RefSeq and is a predicted model, not a curated record.